AUGUCCCGAAACGUGGACAAACCAACACAUAGAAGUGAGAGCGUUUAUGCUGUGCGCGAAGACCAAGAAGGACGACAGACCACAUUCAUCGAUCAGCUGUUCAGACUGAAGAUCACAUUUCUUCAUGGAUCGGUAUGUUUUCGUCUUAGCGUCGGCAUCAGCAAUGGGGACAACAAUCCGUUUCGUAUCUAUUUGCAAGUUACACCCGACCGUCUCCACUCACUCGAACCCACCAACUGCAACUUGAAUGACGAAAGCACGUCAUUGAAGAUGGCGAUGUAUCGCCAAGGCUGUACAAACGAUGUGUGCCGCCUCCAUUUCCGAUUGCAUAGUGGCGUCUGCGCACAACUUAUCGUGCCGAUGGAUUUCGGAUGUCGUGAGAUUCUCGAUGAAUCCGGCCGACGUGGUUACGACUCGCUUGCCUCGCUCGCGGCCACUUCGUCAUUCUCUGUCUACGUCCCGUACAACACAACCAUCCAACGGCAGCUCGAUCAAUGUCAGACUGCUGUGAAGUGUUUUUCGAAGUUUGCGGAAAACAGGCAGCAACUUCGAUCAUUUCAACUCGAUGUGGACCCGCAGAGGCUGUACGCUGGUAAAGGUGGCAGGGUUGUGGACCAUCGCGAUCGAACCGAUUUUCAGCCGGACUGGGAACGUGACGGAUCUACUACGCCAGCGACGAUCGAUUACGAGGACGACCCGCGGUAUCUCGGAUUACCUCCCCAGUAUGAUGGAUAUCCUGGGCAGGGGCUCACGACGACCUCGGCUGAUGUGCCGAACUUGUCCGAAAGUCCCGCAGUUGACUGUGCGCCACCGGACUAUAGCGCCACCGAACGCCCACCCGACGGGCCUCGUAUCAAACGUGCGUCUUCUAUGGACGACGACGCACACCAAAGCUCCAAGAGAAUUUGCUCAAUCGCCUCAACUCCCACACUGGGUUCGAUAGGAGACGGACAACAGCUCGAUGUGAAACCGGGAUCUCAGCACGGCUUGACGCUCCAGCUUGCACGUCUAGAGCGAUGCGUGAUGCAAUGCCAAAACCGGAUAAUACAACGAGAAGAGGACUUUCGGGGUGCCUUUGACUUUGUGCGGCACCGGCUGGCGGAGGUUGAGAAUCAGAAUGCGUCUUUAAGUAAACGGCUGGAGGAGGUUGAGGGUCAGAAUGCGUCUUUGAGUAAGCGGCCGGAGGAGAUCGAAGAUCAGGAUGAGUCUACGGAUAAACGGAUGGUGGAGGUUGAGGAUCGGGUUGAGAUUCUGGAUACCAGGGUGCUGGAGGCUGAACAGCUCGGGCAACAAGUGCCGGAUACGUUGGACGAAAUGCGUGAGUUGGCGAAGGACACGAUGGCCGACGUAAUAAACGAGCAUAUGGAGGAAGGAUGCGGAGGAGAUGUGGCUGUCAUGAAAAAGUAUGUACACAAAUACGUCGCGACUGGGUUAGCCGAUUUACGGACGAAGAUAUGUCAGGCUCUUCAAGACUAG
Messenger RNA from Colletotrichum godetiae, 1476 nucleotides. RefSeq lists its product as uncharacterized. Bases 1 to 1476 code for a protein of 491 amino acids. NCBI's taxonomy places the organism in Eukaryota, Fungi, Ascomycota, Sordariomycetes, Glomerellales, Glomerellaceae. The record is from RefSeq and is a predicted model, not a curated record. The transcript has a single exon.